AUGGGUAGUGGUUUAGUUUAUCUUCGAUUACUUACGAUAUUUGUCAGUCUUCUGUACGCUCAGCUUGCAUUCGUGACUGCAGAUGACGUUGAAAAGACCUCAGCAGAGUGUUCCGUUCAGCUGGGACCUCAAUCCACUGCUCAAGGUGUACGAAAUAGUACAUUUAAUGGAGUGCAAUUUUGUGAAUAUCUUGGUAUUCGGUACGCAAAGCCUCCCGUUGGGUUGCUUCGAUUUGCAGAUCCAGUGUUCGAGGAACCAGAAGGUCACAACAACUACACUGCGUAUGGGAACAAAUGCCCACAGUUUGAUGAUAUCAACGAGCAGACAUCCGUAGCCGGAGCGGAGGACUGUCUGUUUUUGAAUAUUUUCACAACAGUGAACAACACGACUAGUCGAGAUGGUAGCGAUCGGAUCGUCAUGCUCCCAGUGUUGGUGUUCAUCCACGGUGGUAGUCAUGUCGUCGGUUCCGGCGAAGUUCAUGGCGUCGAUUUGCUUAUGGAAAAUGAUGUGAUCGUAGUAACGAUCAACUAUCGACUUGGUGUGUUUGGAUUUUUGAAGGAUGAAAAGCAUAACAUCACGGGAAACUAUGGACUGAAGGAUCAACUCGUGGCUCUCCAGUGGAUACAGCGCUAUGUUAGCUAUUUCGGUGGUGAUCCCAAUCGUGUCACGGUUAUGGGACACAGUGCAGGCGCUGGCGAUCUCUCCCAUCACCUUUAUAGCGAUCGGGCUCGAGGGUUGUUUCAGGGAGCUAUUCUUCUAAGCGGCUCGAUGCUUGCACCUUGGGCGAUGCUAUACGAAGGCGAAAAGUGCAUGGAUAAUUAUGAGCGAGACCUCAGCGCGUCGACACUGAACGAGCUUCGUGAGCAAUCAUUUGAGGAGUUUUUCCUGAAAGAUAACAGACUUCGGCACACAUUUGCCUUCUCCAGUAUGUUCUAUCCAUGCUUCCUUCCGACGUUAGAGGAUCAUCCCGACGAUGAAGCGUCAUACUUCAGACAAUCUCCUCACAAGCUCGUUCGAACGAAGGCUCCACAUCCGAUGCCGAUGUUGAUGAGUGAAACCUCCACCGAGUUCGAGCUCAUGCUAAAGCAUGUGACAGCUUUCUGGAUGAGCAAUAACUACCCCAAUAAUCGACGUCGUGAACUGAAGCAACAGAUCGCGGAAAUUUUUGAAAACAUUAGUAUCUGGGUGGUCUCGCAAGGGUUGGAAGACUCCAGGGGCCAAUUCUAUCGCAAGAUGGCAAGCAUGGCCAACCUGCACCAUCCUAUAAAACGGUUGCUGAGUGAGUUUGUGCAACGGUUGGACGUCGAGAAGGUUUACUAUUUGCGCUUUCAGUUCGACGGAAAGUUUGGAGAAUACAAGAAGAAAAUAUUUGCCCACUACGUGGACAACUCGGUGUACGGUGCGAUCCACGGAGAUGAGUUAGGCUACAUUUUUAGCCCUUAUAAUAUGAAGGAGGCACUAGGAAACCGUAGCGAGUUCCGCCGUGAACUAUCGGUGCACAUAAAAACGGUAGAACUUAUAACCAAUUUCGUGAAAUAUGGAAACCCGACACCGAAACGCAGUAAACUAUCCGACCUUGUCUGGCCUUCGUACAGCGAGUUACGUAAUCAAACGCAAUACCUGAACGUAGACGAAGAGUUUCAGGUGCGGGAAGUCGAAGAUCGACGAAAUAUUUACUUCAUGAUCUGGCAAAUCGUAUAUGAAUGCCUUUACUACGAACAAUGCGAAGCCCUCACGAAACUCCGCCAGCUGUCGGAGAGGUACACGGAUGAAAAUGCUGUCCGCAGUGAAGAAUAUCCUGAUGAACUUGCGGAGCAGCUAAAAGAUUACUUUACUUAG
Anopheles coustani is the source of this 1839-nucleotide messenger RNA. Its product is annotated as pyrethroid hydrolase Ces2a-like. The record is from RefSeq and is a predicted model, not a curated record. The coding region runs from base 1 to 1839 and encodes 612 amino acids. NCBI's taxonomy places the organism in Eukaryota, Metazoa, Arthropoda, Insecta, Diptera, Culicidae. The transcript has 4 exons.